Messenger RNA from Fragaria vesca subsp. vesca, 1640 nucleotides. Its product is annotated as putative nuclease HARBI1-like. NCBI's taxonomy places the organism in Eukaryota, Viridiplantae, Streptophyta, Magnoliopsida, Rosales, Rosaceae. The transcript is spliced from 3 exons. Bases 213 to 1403 code for a protein of 396 amino acids. The record is from RefSeq and is a predicted model, not a curated record.
AACCCACAUGUGAAGCUUGGAUUUUCUAUCACUUAAUUCCUACACAGCUUCUCUGUUUCCCUGUUCCUAUUUCGUCAAGCUCUCUUUAUCUUCUUGCAUGUCUUAAACACAGCUGCAAACACUAGUUAUUCACAGGGUUUGUGUACAGUCGUUGUUGGUUUGAAGUUCGUGGGGUUUCUGGGUUUUGAUUGGAUUUAGUGUCUGAGGCGCUGAUGGGUCCUGUGAGGGGGCUUAAGAAGAGAAAGAAGGCAGAGAAUAAUAAGUCUCAUGAAGAUCACAAUGCUUCUGGUUCUGGAUCCUCAGAGAAGGAAGGUCCUUUGGAUUGGUGGGAUGAGUUCUCCAAGAGAAUCAAUGGUCUUCAGUCUCCAGCAAAGGGUUUGAGUAGGUUUCAAUCUAUCUUUAAGAUGUCCAGAAAAACCUUUGACUACAUAUGCUCACUUGUGAGAGAAGACAUGAUGGCUAAGUCGGUACAUUUUGUGUUUAACAAUGGUACACCAUUGUCUUUAUAUGAUCAAGUAGCUGUGGCUUUAAGAAGACUGAGCUCUGGUGAGUCACUAGUAAUGAUUGGCGAUUCAUUUGGGCUGAACCACUCUGCUGUGUCUCAAGUGACCUGGCGAUUUGUGGAAGCCAUGGAACAAAAGGGACUUCACCACCUCCAAUGGCCUUCAACUGAAGCAGAAAUGGCAGCAAUCAAAUUAAAAUUUCAGAAAAUGCAAGGCUUUCCUAAUUGUUGUGGUGCUGUUGAUACUACUCACAUCAUGAUGUGUUUACCAGCUUCAGACCCGGCAAGCAAUACUUGGCUCGAUCAGGAGAAGAAUUACAGCAUGGUCUUGCAGGCCAUUGUGGACCCAGACAUGAGGUUCCGGGAUAUAAUCACCGGAUGGCCAGGGAAAAUGAAGGACUGGUUGGUGUUCCAGAGUUCUAAGUUUAAUGAACUCUGUGACAAAGGGGAGAGGUUAAAUGGGAAAGUAUUAGAGCUCUCCAGAGGAUUUGAUAUAAGGGAAUACAUAAUUGGGGAUUCAGGCUUUCCUUUACUGCCUUAUCUUGUAAUUCCCUAUGACGGGAAUGAACUCCCAGAACAUAAAGAUGAGUUCAAUAAGCGGCAGCGUGCUACCCAAAUGGUUGCACAGAGAGCAUUAGCAAGGUUGAAGGACUCAUGGAGGAUCAUAGACGGAGUGAUGUGGAGACCCGACAAACACAGAUUGCCAAGAAUAAUUCUCGUUUGCUGCCUGCUUCACAACAUUGUUAUCGACAUGGAAGAUGAAGUGCUGGAGUACCUGCCUUUGUCUCACAACCAUGAUGACUCGGCUUACCAUCAACAGAUUUGUGGAACUCUUGACAUAAACGGGGUUCAUCUCAGGGAUAAGCUGUCUCUCUACUUGUCUGGAAGAAUGACAUCUUAGUUAUUUCCAUUUCGACUAAUUGUUUUAGGUACUAAAGAGUGUUGUAUUAUUUGAUGUAUUAUUUGAUUUGAAAGUUCUUUUAAGAAUAUUUCGUACUGAAACUUAUAAAAUUGUGAGAUAACGAGGCAAGACCCUGAGGGAAUGUAAUAACGUACGUAUCACAACAGAAAUUGAUCAGGGAGUAAUGGAACUUGUUCCGGAUUACCUCUGUUAGAGAUUUGGGACCUCUUCUCGUUC